Mya arenaria is the source of this 4409-nucleotide messenger RNA. RefSeq lists its product as uncharacterized. NCBI's taxonomy places the organism in Eukaryota, Metazoa, Mollusca, Bivalvia, Myida, Myidae. The transcript has 2 exons. The record is from RefSeq and is a predicted model, not a curated record. Bases 975 to 4388 code for a protein of 1137 amino acids.
ACUGUAUAUUCGCAUUUUAUGCGAACUGUUUUGUCUUGCCGGUAAUUUCACUUUGUGGUAGUUGUCUUAUCUUUGGUUUCAUUUUUCAUUCGUAAGAAAAACGUUUUCGCACAUGUUAAAGAAGAUUUUUAUGUUGAAUGUCCAUUUAGAGUCCGCACAGUCUUCUUACCGAUUUGACACCAAUAAAGAUGGUAUGGUUUACAUGGCUGUUAUUUGUUUAUUAGACAACAUUGAGGCAGUUAUAGUAAGAAGACUAGACUAACAUGGACCAUUCAGACAGGACUCAACUGAGGAUCCGAUCACUUACCUUCAAAGCAAUGGAGGAAUUCUAGCAAGUGAAUCAGAAAUACGCAUCUUCAUUGAAAACUGAGUGGGAAGCAGUGAAGGACACUAUAAGUGCAAGUAUUGAGGAAUGUUCGUAUGAAUCACUUCUAGCUAUUGAAACAGUACUUAAUUCAAAAGUUAAUUCAUAUCGCCUUGUACUUCAGAAGUAUUUGGACUUUUUGAGAGAAACAAGAAGUGACCUUUCCAUUCAGAAACUUGAAGAGGAAAAAUCAAUCAGUAAAUCAAGAGAGACUGAAAUACAAACAUUCAGAGACUCACUCAUAAAGAAGCUCCAAUCAACCAGUGGAGUAUUUUCACCGCUACAGUGUCACUCACGUAAAAGUCGCACCAGUACAUCUAGUAGGGCUAAAGCGGCCGCUGCUAAAGCUCGCUUACAGUAUGCGGUAAAGGAAGCGGAGCUCAUGAAAGAACAUUCAAUAUUAGAAGAAAAAAGACUUGUCGCAGAAGCCGCUGCUGCAAGAGAGAAAUAAGACAUUGAAAUUCAAUUGAACCUUUUGAAAGAGGAACAAAUUGCUGCAGAGUUACAGGCAGAGGUGGAUGCCUUAGAAAACAGUGAUGAUGAAAGAAAUUCACAGUCAUUACAUGUGCCAGUUGAACAAAAAGCCCAAAGAGUGUUUGAAUUUGUGAACAUGUCUGCGGAGAAGCAUAACGAUCACACCCAACAUGCAAAACUAACAAUUAGUGAUAAUGUGAACCAAAUGCAGGACAUCACAAAGUUUUUGUUAAAGAAGGACUUGACUUUAUCAAGAUUAAUUCAGUUUAGUGACAAAUCAGAAAAUUACCAAGCUUGGAAGGGUACUUUUACUAAUGUAGUGAAAGAAAUGGACUUGUCUGCUUCAGAAACAUUAAACUUGCUUUUUAAAUGGCUUGGCACUGAAUCUAGGAAACAUGCCAUUAGUCUUAAAUCAUCAUGUGUGGACAAUGCAGCAAAAGCCGUUAAACUAUUAUGGCAACGUCUACACGAAAGAUACGGAACAGUAGAAAGCGUAUUCUCGGCUCUAACAGCAAAAUUACAAGCAUUCCCGAAAAUUACACAAAGAGACUAUAGUAAGCUAUAUGAACUCGGUGACAUUUUGAUGGAAAUACAAACACUCAAGGGAAAUGAAAAAUAUGAAGUCGCUCUUUCGUACUUUGAUUCAAGUGUUGGAAUCACACCAAUAUUGGGCAAAAUGCCAAAUUUCAUGCUAGAAAAGUGGGUGAAUAUUGCAAGCAACUACAAGGAAUCACAUGGUCUUGCUCAUCCACCAUUCUCGUUGUUGGUUGAAUUCAUUCAGAAACAGUCAAGGAUUCGAAAUGAUCCAAGUUUCCAGCUCCCAGCUGAAUCAAAACAAUUUGUGACAAAAAUAAGUGGAAAAAUGGAACCAAUAAGAUCUGUAGUUCACGCUAGAAAAACAGAUGUUGAAAAGUCUUCAGAAAAUGCAAAUUGUGCCCUCCAUCCGGGAAAGUCACAUUCGCUCGGCCAAUGUAGACAAUUUAAGGCAAAAUCGUUCACAGACAAACGGACACUACUGAAGAAAGGAGGCCUUUGUUUUAAGUGUUUUGGGAAUAGCCAUCAGUCAAAAGAUUGUAAAGAGAACAUUAAGUGUGAAGAAUGUGGAAAGUCACAUAAUACCGCCAUGCAUAUCGAAAGCCGUCAUGGCGGGGAGAGAACGGUGCCAACUGAAACAGUGAACAACUCAUGCACUCAAGUAUGUGGAUCUACGAAAUUUCCUGGAAAGUCGUGCGCUAAAAUUGUGCCAGUUUUCAUUUAUGAUAAAGGAAACAAAGACAACAAAGUAAAUGCUUACGCAAUAAUAGACGACCAGUCCAAUCGUACAUUAGUUAGUCCAAGCUUAUUAGACACUUUGAAUCUAGAAGAUAGUGAAAUAAUUGAGUAUUCUGUGAAUUCUUGUAGUGGCACCAAAGUGACAUGUGGUCGAAAAGUUUCUAGCCUUAUGAUAUCAAACCUUCUUGGCGACAAAGAAUUUGAACUCCCGUCAGUGUUAGAAUGUAAGAAUAUACCAAACAACAGAAAUGAAAUCCCUACGCCAGAAAUAGCCGCAUGCUAUGAUCAUUUGAAUAACAUUGAACGCGAAAUACCGCAGGUCAACAAUGAUAUUGACAUUCAGAUCUUAAUUGGUAGGGACUUGAUAGAAGCUCAUGUAGUUCACGACCAGAGAAUAGGACCUAAAGACACACAUUAUGCUCAGAAAUUAGCACUAGGCUGGGUAAUUGUGGGUGAAGCGUGCUUAGGAAGUAGAAACAUUCAGGUAGACAAUCUCACAUUAACUGUGAACAAAACGUGCAUCUCUAGUGAAGGUAGAAACACUGUGUUAUCUCCCUGUACAAACAGUUUCCUUUGUAAAGAAGAAUAUAAUCCACUUAGCCAGGAUUGUGAAAUCUUCAGGAAAACAAAAGACGAUGAUAAGCCAGGUCUCUCAGUGGAAGAUAGAGAAUUCAUCAGCUUGAUGAAUGAAAACUUCGUUCGUGGUCCAGCUGGCAACUGGACAGCUCCGUUACCAUUCAAGUCUAAUAGGCCGCGUUUACCCAACAACAAGGUUUUGGCAGAACGGCGCGCCAAAUUAUUGCAUGUGAGCCUGAAAAAGAACCCAGCAAAGAAACAACAUUUCGUUGAAUUUAUGAGCAAAAUCCUUGAAAAUGGACAUGCCGAAGUAGCACCAGAACUGAAACCCAACGAAGAAUGUUGGUAUUUACCUAUAUUCGGUGUGUAUCAUCCGAAAAAAGUUGACCAGAUCCGCGUCGUGUUUGAUUCCUCGGCAAACUUUCAAGAUUUGUCAUUGAAUGAUGUCCUUAUGUCUGGACCAGAUCUCACAAACAACCUUCUUGGUGUGUUGUUACGAUUUCGGAAGGAACCAAUAGCAGUGACAGCUGAUAUCCAACAGAUGUUCUACUGUUUUCAUGUGAAUGAAGAACAUAGAAACUUCCUCAGAUUCUUAUGGUAUCAGGACAAUGAUACAAACAAGAAAUUGAUCGAGUAUAGGAUGAAAGUACAUGUCUUCGGAAACCGUCCAUCACCCGCGGUUGCAGCAUAUGGUUUGCGCAAGACAGCUUUGAUUAGUUCUGGCGAGUUCGGCUUGGACGUGACAGACUUCAUCAUGAACAAUUUCUACGUAGAUGAUGGCCUCACAUCUGUUCCUACAGAAGAACAGGCAGUCACCUUGAUUGUUGGCACACAGUCAGCUUUGAUGAAAAAUGGUAAUUUGCGCCUUCACAAGAUUGCCUCGAACAGUAUGAAUGUGUUGAAUGCUUUACCCCGUGAAGAUUUAGCCAGAAAUCUAACAGAUAUAGACCUUUCCUGCAGUGAGAUUCCAUUACAACACAGCCUAGGACUCUGCUGGAAUAUAAAGAAUGACACUUUCACAUUUCAAGUAUCCAAAGAUGUGAAACCGUUCACACGCCGUGGCAUUUUGUCUACAAUAAAUAGUGUUUAUGACCCUGUGGGUUUUGUGGCGCCUGUUGUGAUUACAGGGAAGUUACUCUUGCAAGAUUUAGUGUCUGUAAACCAGGAAUGGGAUGAUUCCCUACCAGAAGAUAAAAUCACUGUAUGGCAAGACUGGUGCUCCUCUCUUAGUAGUUUGAAUAUGUUAGAAAUCCCUCGUCACUGCACACAGUCGUCAAGUGAGGCUACCAAGGAACUACAUGUGUACAACGAUGCGUCAGAAAGGGUGAUAGCCGCCGUAGCUUACAUUAUCUCAUCCCACGAUAGUUCCCAGCACCAGACCAGUUUUGUUUUGGGCAAGACAAAGGUGGCACCCCGCAGUGGUCACACCAUUCCUAGAUUAGAAUUAUGUGCCGCUGUGUUAGGUAUCGAAGUUGCUUGCACGGUACUGACAAACAUUGACAUAGAUUUCACUCAAAUCAAAUAUUAUUCGGACAGCAAGGUUGUGCUAGGCUAUAUAGGCAACAAAACAAGACGCUUUUACACGUAUGUUUCUAACCGGGUACAGAAGAUUCUGUCUCACUCAUCGCCAGAGCAGUGGUACUACGUACCAACACACCUCCUGCAGACAUUGGCACCAGAGGAGUUUCAGCAACAGACCUAGCAAAAAGCGCCUGGCUGAAAG